This is a messenger RNA of Saimiri boliviensis boliviensis (Bolivian squirrel monkey), 2541 nucleotides long. RefSeq names its product 1-aminocyclopropane-1-carboxylate synthase homolog (inactive) (gene ACCS). The record is from RefSeq and is a predicted model, not a curated record. Gene Ontology annotation, molecular function: pyridoxal phosphate binding; transaminase activity. Lineage: Eukaryota; Metazoa; Chordata; Mammalia; Primates; Cebidae. Gene Ontology annotation, biological process: biosynthetic process; amino acid metabolic process.
GCGACCCAGCGUGCGACCCCGAAAGUGCAGACCCGGAGUGAGUAGGCGAGGGACUAACUGCGCACUGAACAGCCCCGGAAGCCGGCCCGCGGAGGAGGAGGAGGGCCCUCGGUCCCCUAGGCUGGGCGCGCUGAGCGCAGGGGGGGCGCUGUCCUCACCCGCGCGCGUAAAGCGCUAGAGGGCGUUUCCUGGCGGAGGAAACUGACACGUGACGCGUGCCAGCGCUCCCUCCUCCAGCUCCACCAAGUAGGUGGGAUCCCCCACUUCGCAGAGGCAGAAGCCAUUCAGGCCUCCCUCUGUGCACUUUGCAAAAGCCUCUGCCCUUCCAUCUCAAAGUCCUUGGCCCCGAUCACACUUCCUCCGCCUGUAAACCUGGAGCCGUCUCUCGCCAGGCGUCCUCUCCCCUGUAGAAGGCCAUUUCGGUUCCUGGUGCGUGGUAGCUGCCUCUCUUACGGGAUUCCAAGGCCUGAUCGGGUGCAGGUGUCUGCCUGUGGAUUCGCCGCUGUCCCGCUGGAAGCCCGGAGGCUCGAACCUUGCCAUCCCCAGGCACCAGAUUUUGCGACCACCCGGGACUUCGCCCACCCUGCUGCCCUUCCUCCGACCUGGGCUGUCUGGAGAGCCUGAGAUGUUCACCCUUCCUCAAAAGAACUUCAGGGCUCCCACCACCUGUCUGGGCCUCACCUGCAUGCAGGACAUGGAUAGUAGCCAUGGGGAUGAUCUGGAAGGAGAAUGCUCUAGAAAAGUGGACCAGAAGCUCCCUGGAGUGGGCGAUCCUGCCAUGCUCUCCUCUGGUACCUCAUACCUGUCCUCUAGAGGAAGAAUGAUUAAAUGGUUCUGGGAUUUGGCUGAGGAGGGCUACAGGACCUACCACAUGGAUGAGUAUGAUGAGGACAAGAACCCCAGUGGCAUCAUUAACUUCGGCACCAGUGAGAACAAACUCUGCUUCGACCUGCUGUCCAGGCGGCUGAGUCAGAGCGACAUGCAGUGGGUGGAGCCAUCUCUGCUGCAGUACCCUGACUGGAGGGGACAUCUGUUCCUCCGGGAGGAAAUAGCCAAGUUCCUGACUUUCUACUGCAAGAGCCCAGUACCCCUCAGACCAGAGAAUGUGGUUGUUCUAAAUGGUGGUGCCUCGCUGUUCUCUGCUCUGGCCACAGUGCUGUGCGAGGUCGGGGAGGCUUUCCUGAUCCCCACCCCUUACUAUGGAGCCAUCACACAGCACGUCUGUCUCUAUGGCAACGUCCGACUGGCCUAUGUCUACCUGGACAGUGAGGUCACUGGGCUAGACACACGCCCCUUUCAGCUCACAGUGGAGAAGCUGGAGAUGGCCCUGCGAGAAGCUUACUCUGAGGGUGUGAAGGUCAAAGGCGUCAUCCUCAUCAACCCCCAGAACCCUCUGGGUGACGUCUACUCCCCGGAAGAGCUGCAGGAAUACCUGGUGUUUGCCAAGAGGCACAAGCUGCAUGUGAUUGUGGACGAGGUCUACAUGCUGUCCGUGUUUGAGGAGUCCGUUGGGUACCGCAGUGUCCUAAGCCUGGAAAGGCUGCCUGACCCCCAGAGGACCCAUGUGAUGUGGGCGACCAGCAAGGACUUCGGGAUGUCUGGACUCCGCUUUGCCACGCUGUACACAGAAAACCAGGACGUGGCCACUGCUGUGGCUUCCCUCUGCCGCUACCAUGGCCUCAGUGGCUUGGUCCAGUACCAGAUGGCACAGCUGCUCCGGGACCGUGACUGGAUCAACCAGGUGUACCUGCCGGAAAACCAUGCCCGGCUCAAGGCUGCCCACACCUAUGUCUCGGAAGAGCUCAGGGCUUUGGGGAUCCCCUUCCUGAGUCGUGGGGCCGGCUUCUUCAUCUGGGUGGACUUGAGGAAGUACCUGCCCAAGGGCACCUUUGAGGAGGAGAUGCUGCUCUGGCGCCGCUUUUUGGACAACAAGGUGCUGCUGUCCUUCGGCAAAGCCUUUGAGUGUAAAGAGCCUGGUUGGUUCCGCUUUGUCUUCUCGGACCAGGCCCACCGGCUUCGCCUGGGGAUGCAGAGGGUUCGGCAGGUGCUUGCAGGCAAAUCCCAAGUGGCAGAAGACCCCCCCUCCCUCUCAGACCCAGGAGCCAAGUGACCAGCGCAGGUGAGCUGGUCAUUGCCUUGUGGCCAGAGGGCCCAGCAGUCACUGUGGACCUGGGGCGUUCCGGGACGGCAGAAGACCAACUGUGGAGGUGCUGUUUGCCGGGAAGGUAUCUAACUUGGCUUUGUGUCUGCAGAACUGUUUCUUGCCUUUCACUGUGGCAGUGCAAAACUCCUCCAGCUGUGCUUCAGCCCGGGCCCUCCCUCUCUCCUAUUAAACAGAACUAGGGGAGUCUGGAUGUCUCUGUUGUGAGUUAUUUAGAACGGAGGAGUCGUGACUGCUUCGAACCAGAGCCUCAGCCCCCCUGAGGAUGUAAAGAGGAAACAAACAACCUGUACUUUCUUUCUGAUAGCACCGUCAUUCCUCUUUCUUUGUUGCCAAGGAAACAAGUCAAAGGAACAGCACACACAGAGUUUGCAGAAAAA